Molecule: messenger RNA, 1704 nt
Organism: Microdochium trichocladiopsis
Lineage: Eukaryota; Fungi; Ascomycota; Sordariomycetes; Xylariales; Microdochiaceae
Exons: 2
Coding region: 1-1335 (444 amino acids)
Molecular function (GO): protein binding
Source: RefSeq, a predicted model, not a curated record
AUGGCUGCCGCCAGUCUUGCAACUCUGCCAAACGAGCUGCUCGAGGACAUACUCCGGCCUCUUGCAAGGAGUGACCUGAACAGUCUCUGUAUCAGCUGCAAAGCACUUCAGAAGCGCAUAGAGCCCUUCCUGUACGCAGAUGCAGGCAGAAUCAUAGAAAGGGUUGUGCACCGGUCCAUAGGGAACACGGCCAUCAUCAAGGCCGCCCGACAUGGUCCCAUCAAGACUGAUGCCUGGUGCUUCUCCGCCCUGCGACAACUUAUUAGACAAAACCGGUUUGAGAGCUUUCAGAUCCUGUGGGACAGGGAUUACUGGGACCCCACGUAUGUCCAAGGCCGCAUGCACGUAUUGAAGAACAAACGAUCGGGGGAUAUAUGGAGUGGCACGCCAAAGAUGUUUGCAGAGGCGUGCCGUCCUGCGUCCCGUCAUUUCAUGGAGUACAUGCUCGAGCACCCUUGCAACAGCGGACACUACAUGGGACAGGCCGUCCCCGACAUCCUCUUGAUCAAAGUGCUACGGCGCGGAGAUGCCACAGCCAGCCUGGUCCAGUACUUGCUCGACCACGGCGCGGAUCCCCACCGCUGUCAAGCAACGGGAGGCGCCCAGGCCGACCCGCUCGCUCUCGCCAUCCAGCACGACCAGAUGGACAUUUUCGAGCUCUUGCUCGCCCGCGGGGCCAGUAUUCACGGGAAGCGCUUCUAUCAGAAGGCGGACGGUAUCCUGCACAUUCCGAUAUUCACCGCUGCGGUCAAGAUGGCCUCCCAAGGACCGCAGGCCGUCCUCAGAUGUGUCGACAGCGGAUCAAUGGUCAACCACGCCGCAGCGGUCAUCGCCAGAGGGAGGGCCCAGCGCGGCAACGGGAGCCAAAAGAAGGCUUUUAUGCCGCAUCCCAUCUACGCUUACUUGUACGCCAUCGAGGACUGGGACCCCGAAGAGUCGAGUACCAUGACUCCUGUUGAGGGGGUCAAGUUCUGGCUUGAGCUCGGCGUCGCGAUUGGAAAAGACGCCAGGCCGGUUCAAAAUGCCAGGGCAGUGCAAGAACCCGUAUCAGCGCAAGAAGGGGAACUAAGUCAGGAGGCUGUGCGGAAGCCAUGGGCGCGUCACGACCUCACCGCAAAGUCGCUGGUGUUUUUCUUGAUUCAGCAGCGGGGACUCCGCAGGUUUGAGAGUGAUGGGUAUUUCACGCUUGUCAAGUUCCUCGCUAGCCUCGGGUCCUCGAGAGAUGAAGUCCUGGAGCUACGAGAUAUGUACAACAGGUGUCAUCAUAUGGAGAGCACUGUUGUGAACGAUCGUUGGCAGGAGGUGCUUCGGAUGCUCGACGUCCCCUACGCGUGAUAAGUGGUUGCACUCGAUGUGGAGUGUGAAGGCACAGUCAAUGACAGGCGAUCUCGCGCCAUCGCUGCAGAAACGGACAUGGACAAUGCGGGACACUGGGGAUACGGAAGAGUCUUGAGCAAGGUAUCAACAUAACUGUAUGCAUGUUGUCUUGGAUCAACGCGCUGGGACGAGUGUCAUCAAGUCAAUACUGAUACCGUGUACAUCUUGAACAUAGGCGAAGUCUUUCCAGCAGCUGCAGCUUAGCUUAGCUCAGGACCACAACUCGAAAGUAGUUGGUGUGAAUAUGUGUGAUAUUACCUGUCCUUCCUAGUACAACAUGAAGCACGACGUCACACAAGGAUGCGCUUAUUCUGAGGUUAAGAGUGG